This is a messenger RNA of Panicum hallii, 3346 nucleotides long. Its product is annotated as calcium-transporting ATPase 1, plasma membrane-type. Gene Ontology annotation, cellular component: intracellular membrane-bounded organelle; membrane. The transcript is spliced from 7 exons. Gene Ontology annotation, molecular function: calmodulin binding; ATP binding; ATP hydrolysis activity. NCBI's taxonomy places the organism in Eukaryota, Viridiplantae, Streptophyta, Magnoliopsida, Poales, Poaceae. The record is from RefSeq and is a predicted model, not a curated record. Bases 188 to 3346 code for a protein of 1052 amino acids. Gene Ontology annotation, biological process: calcium ion transmembrane transport.
GCGAAACAAACAAAGGAGAUCGGCGGGGGGAGAAGGGGGGACACAGAGCGAGGUAGAUGGCCAUGGAGUUGCAGACCUGAUUGCCAGGAACUCAAGUCAAGAGCGUGCGCAGCUGAUAGGCAGCUGUGAUUAUUGUUGAUCAGAGGAGGAGGGGUUCAGGUUCAGUUCGUCGACAGGUCGAGCGCCCAUGGCGUACCUGCGGAACAAGUCGAUGGAGUUCCUCAAGAGGUUCGAGGUGCCGGCCAAGAACCCGUCGGAGGACGCGCAGCGCCGGUGGCGGGAGGCCGUCGGCACGCUCGUCAAGAACCGCCGCCGCCGCUUCCGCAUGGUCCCCGACCUCGACAAGCGGUCACAGCCCGAAGCACUCAAAAUGUUCCUUUCUGAUUCACAGGAGAAGCUUCGUGUUGCACUGUACGUGCAGAAGGCUGCACUGCAGUUCAUCGAUGGUACGCUAACACAUCCUCUCUUUUAUAUACGCGCGGAGCACCCGUUGCCGGAGCUCGCGCGGCAAUGCGGCUUCUCCGUCAGCGCGGAGGAGCUGGCCACCGUCGUGCGCAACCACGACACCAAGAACCUGAGGCACCACAGGGGCGUCGACGGCAUCGCCCGGAAGAUCAACGUCUCCCUCGCCGACGGCAUCAAGUCCGACGACACGGCCAUCCGGGCUGAGGUCUACGGCGCCAACCAGUACACCGAGAAGCCCCCGAGGACGUUCUGGAUGUUCCUGUGGGACGCCAGCCAGGACAUGACGCUCCUGCUCCUCGCCUUCUGCGCGCUCAUCUCCGUCAUCAUCGGCCUGGCCACCGAGGGAUGGCCCAACGGCAUGUACGACGGCCUUGGCAUCGUGCUCACCAUCUUCCUCGUGGUCAUGAUCACCGCGGCCAGCGACUACAAACAGUCGCUGCAGUUCCGGGACCUCGACAAGGAGAAGAAGAAGAUCGACAUGCACGUCACCCGCGACGGCUACCGGCAGAAGGUGUCCAUCUACGACAUUGUCGUCGGCGACAUUGUGCACCUGUCCAUCGGCGACCAGGUGCCGGCCGACGGCUUGUACAUUGAUGGCUACUCGUUCGUGGUCGACGAGUCGAGCCUCUCCGGUGAGAGCGAGCCCGUGCACUUGUCGAACGCGAAGCCGUUCUUGCUCGGCGGGACCAAGGUGCAGGACGGCUCGGCGCGAAUGCUGGUGACGGCGGUGGGGAUGCGGACGGAGUGGGGGAACCUGAUGGAGACGCUGAGCCAGGGCGGCGAGGACGAGACGCCGCUGCAGGUCAAGCUCAACGGCGUGGCCACCAUCAUCGGCAAGAUCGGGCUGGCGUUCGCGGUGCUCACGUUCACGGUGCUCAUGGCGCGGUUCUUGGUGGACAAGGCGCACGCGCCCGGCGGGCUGAUGCGGUGGAGCGGCGAGGAUGCGCUCUCGGUGCUCAACUUCUUCGCCGUCGCGGUCACCAUCAUCGUCGUCGCCGUGCCCGAGGGGCUGCCGCUCGCCGUCACGCUCAGCCUGGCGUUCGCCAUGAAGAAGCUCAUGCAGGAGCGCGCGCUCGUGAGGCACCUCUCGGCGUGCGAGACGAUGGGGUCGGCGAGCUGCAUCUGCACCGACAAGACCGGCACGCUCACCACGAACCACAUGGUCGUCGAGAAAGUCUGGGCUUCUGGGGCAGCGCAGACCGUGAGCACCGCCAAGGGCUUCGACGAGCUCAAGUCGUCCUUGUCAGAAAACUUCACAAAGGUGCUACUAGAGGGCGUCUUCCAUUGCUCCGGCUCGGAGGUCGUCACGAACAAGGACGGGAAGACCACCAUCAUGGGCACGCCCACCGAGACGGCCAUCCUCGAGUUCGGUCUCGAGGUGGAGAAGUACACCAAAGUGGAGCGCUGCAGCGCCAUGAAGCUCAAGGUGGAGCCGUUCAACUCGGUGAAGAAGACAAUGGCCGUGGUCGUCGCGUCCCCGCACGCCGCCGGCCAUCCCCGCGUCAUCCUGAAGGGCGCGUCCGAGGUCGUCCUGAGACGGUGCAGCUCCAUCAUCGACGGCACCGGCAGCGUCGAGAAACUCACGGAUGCCAAGGCGAAGCGUGUGGCCAGCGCCAUCGACGCGUUCGCGUGCGAGGCACUACGCACGCUCUGCCUGGCGUACCAGGAUGUGACCAGCGGUAGCGACAUCCCCAGCGAUGGGUACACGCUCAUUGCGGUGUUCGGCAUCAAGGACCCCCUUCGUCCAGGGGUGAGGGAGGCUGUCAAGACGUGCCGCGCUGCAGGUAUCAAUGUCCGCAUGGUCACCGGUGACAACAUCAACACGGCGAAGGCGAUUGCGAGGGAGUGCGGCAUCCUCACUGAUGAUGGGAUUGCCAUCGAGGGCCCCGACUUCCGGACGAAGAGCCCCAACGAGAUGAAGGAGAUCAUACCCAGAAUCCAGGUGAUGGCUCGGUCGUUGCCGUUGGACAAGCACACGCUGGUGACCAACCUGAGGGGCAUGUUCGGAGAGGUGGUGGCAGUGACUGGCGACGGCACAAACGACGCGCCUGCGCUGCACGAGGCUGACAUCGGCCUCGCCAUGGGCAUUGCUGGAACAGAAGUUGCCAAGGAGAAUGCCGACGUGAUUAUCAUGGAUGACAACUUCUCGACCAUCAUCAACGUCGCCAAAUGGGGUCGUUCCGUCUACAUCAACAUCCAGAAGUUCGUGCAGUUCCAGCUCACGGUGAACGUUGUUGCCCUGAUGGUGAACUUCGUCUCCGCAUCUUUCACAGGAAGCGCCCCACUGACCAUUGUGCAACUGCUGUGGGUGAACCUGAUCAUGGACACCCUCGGCGCUCUGGCGCUGGCGACGGAGCCGCCCAACGAUGCGAUGAUGCAGAGGCCACCGGUCGGCCGAGGUGACAACUUCAUCACCAAGGUGAUGUGGAGGAACAUCAUAGGCCAGAGCAUCUACCAGCUGGUCGUGCUCGGCACCCUCAUCUUCAAGGGCAAGAGCCUCCUGCAGUUGAGCGGCGAUCGAUCUGGCACCCAGCUCAACACGUUCAUAUUCAAUACCUUCGUGUUCUGCCAGGUUUUCAACGAGGUAAACAGCAGGGAGAUGGAGAAGAUUAAUGUGUUCAGCGGCAUCUUCAGCAGCUGGAUCUUCUCGGCGGUCGCCGGUGCCACCGCGGCGUUCCAGGUGAUCAUCGUGGAGCUCCUAGGGACGUUCGCUAGCACGGAGCACCUGAGCGGGAGGCUCUGGCUCACCAGCGUGCUGAUCGGGUCGGUCAGCCUGGUGAUUGGUGCCAUCCUGAAGCUCAUCCCUGUCGACUCCAUUAGCGACUCGUCUGAUCGCCGUGAUGGGUACCAGCCCAUCCCCACCGGCCCCAACGCCGUGUGA